Cetraspora pellucida is the source of this 174-nucleotide messenger RNA. The record is from the annotation of a GenBank genome assembly. NCBI's taxonomy places the organism in Eukaryota, Fungi, Glomeromycota, Glomeromycetes, Diversisporales, Gigasporaceae.
AUGUCUUUUGUAUUUCCUGGAAUUAAUAUAACAUUUGAAGAUUUUGUUCAGAAAUUACUAAAAAUAAAAUUUAAAGAUUUUGAAAAACCAGCAAAAACAGAUCAAGAAAAAAGAAACAAAGGAAAAGUCUUUGAAUAUUUUUUAUAUGAACUAGUAUCUCAUAAUAGAAUGAUU